This is a messenger RNA of Portunus trituberculatus (swimming crab), 1640 nucleotides long. RefSeq lists its product as uncharacterized. Lineage: Eukaryota; Metazoa; Arthropoda; Malacostraca; Decapoda; Portunidae. The record is from RefSeq and is a predicted model, not a curated record. The transcript is spliced from 3 exons. The coding region runs from base 152 to 619 and encodes 155 amino acids.
AUACCGAAUUCGCAUAAUCGCGUAAGCACAAGCUAAACAAACUGACUCACGACGGAGCUUUUGAGUCCUAUGAUGUGUGAAGCCUCGCGAUAGGUGACCGAGAUGAGUGGUGUGCAGGGAAUUAUCGUGAGUGGCGAGGCGUCAGAGUCAGAUGAAGAGGAGGAGUUUUGUGCGGCCCAGGCCAAAGGCCAACUACGUUAGUGACGGCGUGUUAAGUACUGUACAUGUAUGCUUGGGUUAUCUCCCAAAAUGUUGCUCUAGAGUUGCACAGAGAGCUCAAGGAAUUGCAAGUGGGGGCAGUGUAGUCAGACAACUUACUCCAGUGCAGCACCACCAGCAACCACAUCUUAUCAAGAGAACCCAUGUCUCUCUCCUCCACCAGAAGCUAUGGGAGACCAACGCAUCCUUAGAGCAAAACUUGGCUGAGUGCAUCCGUGGCCCACUGAAGGAACAGAGCAGCCGCAUGCAACACCUCAGCGGAACCUUAUCAGCAGUUCAAACCUCCACCCUGUCAACUCACAAUGCUCUCACUCAAGCCUCUCGCAACCUCUCUCGUACUGACUUCCUUCUUGCUGGCUUAGAUGAUAACCCUUUGUCCUCACUGAAAAUUGUGCAAUGACAAACAAGUAAAUAGAACAUUUAACAUACCAUUAAGUAUGUACAUAGACAGUUACUGUUAUUCUUGUUAUAGUGUGUGUUGCUUCUGUGCUGGCAAUUCUUGUAUACCCUCAUUCUUUCACAUCUAUUCUCUCCAAGUGAUGUAAGUCCUCUCAGGGUGCUACAGUUUACUACCACCACAAUUCCUCUUCUAUGUAAUCUCAUUAUUGCAGCACCAAUGUAUCCACUUAAUAGUUUUUAUUGCACACACCAAGCAUUCCAACUAUGCUCCAUUCUACUUUCCACUGUGUAGCAACUCUUAGAUGACUAAUUUAUCUAGAUUACAUCAGAGACCUUUGAUUACUGUGAUGGCAAAGAUCAGUGCUAAACUACUUAACCAUCAUGUGAUUUUUCACUGUAAGCACACCUUCCUCCCUUUUAUAACAAGCUGAAAUGAUCCUAUCACUUUAGCUCUCUCCAUCUCUUCAUAUUUGCACUUCACUACCACACCAUUCUACUCUAUGUAGAUCUGAAACAUCUAACAUUUUUUCUCUACAAACAAAUAUGUAAGAGGAAAACUUUUGAUAGAUAUCAUCAAAGGUGUGUGUGUGUGUGUGUGUGUGUGUGUGUGUGUGUGUGUGUGUGUGUGUGUGUGUGUGUGUGUGUGUGUGUGUGUGUGUGUGUGUGUGUGUGUGUAAUGAUCAUAUCAAACAUAAUACAGUUACAGUUCCUAAUAUGUUAUCAAUGACCCAGUCAUUGCAAUAGAACUUUGACUAAUAAAGAAAAAUUUCCCAAGUUAGAUGCUUCUCAAUUUGAUAUGACGGGUGUGGCUUUUAAGUUCACUUCAUGGCUAAACAAUGACAACAUUCCAUCUCAAUAUUUUCCCACAGAUGUACAUAAUUUGAUAAUAAUGUAUUCAUCACAUAUAAAUAAUAUUACCGAGUUGUCAGUAUAUCUUGCAAUUGGCCCAAAGUCUGGAUAGUAUCCAGUCAUAGACACUUAUGGUUGACUUUAUUAUUUUCUUAAAUUAUCCACAUUUCAUA